Molecule: messenger RNA, 2109 nt
Organism: Wickerhamiella sorbophila
Lineage: Eukaryota; Fungi; Ascomycota; Dipodascomycetes; Dipodascales; Trichomonascaceae
Product: Tryptophan synthase
Exons: 1
Coding region: 1-2109 (702 amino acids)
Biological process (GO): L-tryptophan biosynthetic process
Cellular component (GO): cytoplasm
Molecular function (GO): tryptophan synthase activity
Source: RefSeq, a predicted model, not a curated record
AUGUCACAACAGAUCCGUGAUACUUUUGCCCAGUGUAAGGCCGAGCAGCGGCCUGCUGUGGUUACUUUUUUAACAUGUGGAUUCCCGGGAAUUGAAGAGACUGUUCCCCUGCUUAUGGCGCUUCAAGAGGGCGGCGCUGAUAUCAUCGAGCUCGGUAUGCCGUUCAGUGAUCCGGUGGCUGACGGCCCGGUAAUUCAAAAGGCCAAUCAGAUCGCUCUUGACGAGGGCGUUACCAUGAGCACUGUGUUGCAGGCUCUGCGUAUUGCCAGGGCCACUGGCCUCAAGGUUCCUGUUUUGCUCAUGGGCUACUACAACCCCAUUAUGCAGUACGGCGAGGAGAAGUUCAUUAAAGAGGCCAAGGAGGCCGGGGCCAACGGGUUUUUGAUGGUAGAUCUGCCUCCUGAAGAAGCUAUUCGAUUCCGCAACGUUUGCCACAAAUUCUAUCUAUCGUAUGUGCCAUUGGUUGCCCCUUGCACUUCCGAGAAGCGCCUGGAGGAGCUCGCUGGCAUUGCCGACUCGUUCAUCUAUGUUGUUUCCCGUAUGGGAACCACCGGAUUCACAGGAACGCUAGAGGUUCAUAUCGACGAGCUGUUGGCUCGGGUCCGCAAGCAUUCUGGUGAUAUUCCUUUGGCUGUUGGAUUCGGUAUUUCGACCCGUGCACACGUCGAGGAAAUUGGCAAGAUUGCCGAUGGUGCCGUCAUUGGUUCUUAUUUGAUUUCUCUUAUUGAAAAGAACGAGGACAAGGCUCGUGUUGCCGCUCUCAAGGCCUACGUCGCCGAGGUUUCAGGCAACAGAAAAGUCGAUGUUUCCACUAUCCCGAAGUGUGUUAUCACCUCUGUUGACGCCGAAGAUGAGCCUCCUGCUGUGAAUGCUACUAAUAUGAAACUGGAGACUCCUGUUGAGCCUUCAGUUGAUCGGUUCGGCCUCUUUGGCGGCCAGUACGUCCCUGAGAUUCUUCACGAGUGCCUCAAGGAGCUUGAACAGGAGUUCUUUGCUGCCCGUGAUGACCCAGAGUUCUGGAAACUCUUCCGCUCGUACUACCCUUACAUGGGCCGUCCCUCCUCUUUGCAUCUUGCCGACCGUCUUUCUGAAGAGGUUGGCGGUGCUCGCAUUUGGUUAAAACGCGAGGAUCUCAACCACACUGGUUCCCAUAAGAUCAACAAUGCUUUAGGCCAGGUUCUCAUCGCCAAAAGACUUGGCAAGACCAAGGUCAUUGCUGAGACCGGUGCGGGCCAGCACGGUGUCGCCACGGCAACUGCUGCCGCCAAGUUUGGUCUUAAAUGCACUGUAUAUAUGGGCGCCGAGGACGCUCGCCGUCAAGCACUCAAUGUGUUCCGUAUGCGUCUGCUGGGUGCAGAGGUCGUUGAGGUCCAUAAUGGUACCAAGACUUUGCGUGAUGCUUGUUCCGAAGCUCUCCGGGUUUGGGCCACUCGUCUGGGCGACACACACUAUGUUCUUGGUUCUGCAACAGGUCCUCACCCUUUCCCCACAAUUGUGCGCACUCUGCAGUCCGUAAUUGGCCAGGAGACUCGUGAGCAGUUUGGUGCUUUGAAUGACGGUCGUCUUCCCGAUGCUGUUCUUGCGUGCGUCGGCGGCGGCUCAAACUGCGCUGGUAUGUUCUCUGAGUUUAUCCCUCUACCAGAGGUUCGCCUUAUCGGCGUCGAGGCCGGCGGAUCUGGUCUCGAUACCAACGAGCAUGCCGCUACUUUGACUGGCGGUAACCCCGGCGUUUUGCACGGUGCCAAGACCUACGUACUGCAAACCCCCGAUGGUCAAAUCGUCGACACCCACUCUAUCUCUGCUGGUCUCGAUUAUCCAGGUGUUGGUCCCGAACUGGCGUCUUGGAAGGAGAGCGGUCGGGCUAAGUUCGUCGCCUGCACAGAUGCCGAUGCUCUGCGGGGCUUCCGCAUACUUUCACAGACCGAGGGUAUCAUCCCGGCUAUCGAAUCUGCCCACGCAGUCUACCAGGCUACUGUUGUCGCCAAAGAGCUCGGAAAGGGCAAAGAUAUUGUUGUGUGCUUGAGCGGUCGUGGUGAUAAAGAUGUUCAGCACGUUGCAGAGCUUUUGCCUACGUUUGGCCCUAAAAUCGACUGGGAUCUCCGCUUUUAG